Molecule: messenger RNA, 897 nt
Organism: Ogataea haglerorum
Lineage: Eukaryota; Fungi; Ascomycota; Pichiomycetes; Pichiales; Pichiaceae
Exons: 1
Coding region: 1-897 (298 amino acids)
Biological process (GO): (1->6)-beta-D-glucan biosynthetic process; fungal-type cell wall biogenesis
Cellular component (GO): endoplasmic reticulum membrane
Source: RefSeq, a predicted model, not a curated record
AUGAAGGGACUGUUGGUAUUUGGCCUCUUGGGAGCUGUCCGGGCGUUUGAGAACACAGCUCCGCUUGUUGUGUCGGGCCCGCACUUCAAUGCCGACUUCGAGUAUCUCAUUCCCUCGUCCAGACUGGCAGAAGUCACGGAAUUGACAGAAACCCUCUGUACCGACAGGCCUCAGGAUAAUAUCAUAUAUCUACAGGUCGAGGGGCUCUCGAGGCGGAAUCUCGACAGGGAUCUGCUCUCCAACCUGCCAGAGCCUGCAGCCAUUGCUCCACACGUCCUCUAUAAGUCUGCGGAAAACGUGACCGUGGCUGUCUCGUCUAAGUGCAGCUCAGCCUCCGUUGACGUUCGCGACAACGACUGGUUGGAUCAGAUUAGCCGUCCGGGCGUGUCUGUGAUACGGCUGGACGUCUCUGACUUACCUAUCCUGGAGAAAAUCUCGAUCGGUGCCAACCCGCAAACCGUCAUAAUACAAGGUGUUCCUCGGUUCCACAACACCAUCUCUUUCCUAGAACAGGCCAAGAACUACGUGAAGAGGAUCUCGCAGUACACAAAACGCUCGGAUGCGGUCGACGAGACAGACUACGCCACGAUCGAGGAGGAGCUGAAUGAGGCGUUUGACGAGAUCAACCAGAUGAUCGAGGACGAGACGGCCACCAUCUACGAGCCGGGGCAAGGGACCGUCAACUACGACGCAGGGAACAGCGCCAGCGUGAGCACCGUUGUGGACGGGUCGUUGUUCGACAAAUACGGCUUCUUCACGCCGGGGCUGGUGAUGUGCACGUUUGUGUCGCUGUUCCUCUUCUUCAUCUUUUCGGUCGCUCUUAAAUGGCUCAAUUCUCUCCAGGUGAGCUACAAAGCUUUCGAAAAGCCGGUCACGUUUGGCAAGAAAACACAAUGA